Hypomesus transpacificus is the source of this 2621-nucleotide messenger RNA. Its product is annotated as LUC7 domain-containing protein. Bases 514 to 1809 code for a protein of 431 amino acids. The transcript is spliced from 10 exons. Gene Ontology annotation, molecular function: mRNA binding. Gene Ontology annotation, biological process: mRNA splice site recognition. Lineage: Eukaryota; Metazoa; Chordata; Actinopteri; Osmeriformes; Osmeridae. The record is from RefSeq and is a predicted model, not a curated record. Gene Ontology annotation, cellular component: U1 snRNP; U2-type prespliceosome.
AGAGGGGGCCAGCGGUAAAGAGCGCGCACCAGAAAGAGGAAGUCGAGAAGGGGCUUUGCACACAAAAAAAUAUAAUUUAAAUGUCGGAGUUCAUUUGGAGAUUUAAAAUGAAUUAGGGGACAGCAGGCAAUCUUAAAAUUACAUACAACUUAGAUUUUCUCUUAAUUAUUCAAACCUCAGAAUAAAACCCGCCACUACACUUGUUUUAGUGACCCUUCGCCAUACGAGUUUAGUCAAGGCGAUAGGGAAGUAAGCGAGAAGGACGAGCGGAAUUUCUAAAUACAUAAUUUUACCAGCAAACAACGAGAUUAUAACCUACACCUAAACACGUUUUGAUGGUAGAAGGUCUCAAUGCAUCAUUGAGCAACAGAAUUAGCGUCAACUGGUCUUCACGAGAACUUGAGAUUCCCCGAGAAAAGUUGUUCGUGGAGCACGAGCCGUCAGAGGCCUGUGGUCGAGGCUGCAUGCAUAGACCUUCGGCGUGGUGGAGUGCCUGUGACAUAAACAAGAAACAUGUCGGCCCAAGCGCAAAUGCGAGCGAUGCUGGACCAGUUAAUGGGCACAGGGAGAGAUGGGGACUCCAUGCGCCAGAGAAUCAAGUUCACAGACGAGCGGGUUUGCAAGAGUCACUUGCUGGACUCCUGUCCUCAUGAUAUUCUUUCAGGCACUCGAAUGGACCUGGGAGAAUGUGUGAAGGUUCACGACCUGGCUCUCAGAGCAGAUUAUGAGAUUGCCUCCAAACAGCAGGAGUAUUUCUUUGAACUGGACGCCGCCGAGCACCUGCAGUCCUUCAUUGCCGACUGCGAUCGCAGGACCGAGCUGGCUAAGAAGAGGCUGGCCGAGACACAGGAGGAAAUCAGCGCUGAAGUGGCUGCAAAGGCCGAGCGGGUGCACGAGCUGAACGAGGAGAUCGGCAAGCUGCUGGCUCGGGCCGAGCAGCUGGGCGGCGAGGGCAACGUGGACGAGGCGCAGCAGGUGCUGGAGAAGGUGGAGAAGACCCGCGCCAUGAAGAAGGAGGCAGAGGACGUGUACAGGAACUCCAUGCCCGCGUCUAGUUUCCAGCAGCAGAAGCUGAGGGUGUGCGAGGUGUGCUCCGCCUACCUCGGUCUCCACGACAACGAUCGCCGCCUGGCCGACCACUUUGGCGGCAAACUGCACCUGGGCUUCAUUGAGAUCCGCGAGAAGCUGGACAAGCUCAGGAAAGCGGUCGUCGAGAAGCAGGAGCGCAUGCGGACCCGGAGACGGGAGGAGCGCGACCGGGAAGAGGAACGCGAGCGAGAAUGGGAGCUGGAGCGCGAGCGCGAGAGGGAGACGGAGCGCGAGAGGGAGAGGGAGCGAGAGCGCGAGAGGGAGCGCGAGAGGGAAAGGGAGAGAGACCGAAGGAGGUCGAGGUCCAGAAGUGGCGAGCGUUACAGGGAGGGGGGCAGUUCAUCCUCCCAUCACUCGAGACGGCACCGCUCCUCCCGGUCCAGGGAAGAAGGGGGCGAGCGAGACAGGGAGAGGGAGAGGAAGCAUAGACACAAGGAGAGGCACCGCUCGCGCUCGCACUCCCACAGGAGCAAGAGGAAGAGGUCCUCCAGAGACAGAACCUCAAACACCCACGACAAAGAGCGCUCCCCGGCCUCCCAGGAGCGCUGGCGGGAGGCCGGAGGGGAGGCCCGCCGCAACGACCGUCCCCAGUUCCCAGGGGAGGACAGGGAGAGGUCCACUUCCCCGGAGCUGGCACGUGGGAGAGAGCGGGAGAGGUCCGUGUCCAUCGAGAGAGACCGGCGCUCCAGUUCAGAGGAGAGAGAGUCGGGGGAGAUAUAAGAAACAGUUUGGUGGGGGAGGGGUUCCCGAGGUCUUGCGUCGAUGGGGAGGGGGCGGGGUUAAAAACGAGUCUGGGAGUGUGGGUGUGGGCGUGCGGUUGGGAUGUGCAUGCGUGCGUGCGAGUACUGAAUGUCUGUUCAUGUUUAGACCGGGGACAUGAAUUAGGUGGGGGGUGGGGGUACAAAUUUGAUAAAGGAACAAGACUAUUUGCGACCAGGAGAGCUGACUAAUUCACAUACGCAAGAAAUAUGGGUGUGAAUUAUGACUCAAAUGUGAGUGGAUGGGAAUGACUUGAAAGAAUUGAAAGACCAGGGAAGCUUUACUGAACAUCAUCUUGUGUUAAUAAAUUGGAUAUUUAGAGCAAGCGAAAUAUGAGAUGGGGGGGGGGGGGGAUAUGGAACUUGUACCUUAAAAACCUCUUUUGUUUUAGACAUGCUGUUCAGUUUUUUUUUAUUUUAUUAUCAUUAUGAUAUACAAUGUUAUUACCAUUGUUUUUUUGCGUUCCAUUGAAGAAUCCGAUAUUUGGUUUCGUACGGGGGUGUGUAGCCAUGGGUUUAUACAUACAGACACACAUUUACACUCACACUCGCCACACACACACUUGAUGAAUACACACUCAUACUGGACAUGUAGAAUGAGAUAUAGGACAUUCACAAGCAUUUUAGAUAUUGGAGCUCUGGCCAGUGGUAUUGAGUUAGUUAGCACACUCUGUCCUUUUGCUGUGAAACAAGAUGGAGGUUUUGCAGGAUCUGUACCUUGCUGUGCCAUCUACAGUACUACAAAGUAAAUAAAAUGUUUGCUUCCGUUGAUAA